Molecule: messenger RNA, 738 nt
Organism: Hevea brasiliensis (rubber tree)
Lineage: Eukaryota; Viridiplantae; Streptophyta; Magnoliopsida; Malpighiales; Euphorbiaceae
Exons: 1
Coding region: 124-411 (95 amino acids)
Source: RefSeq, a predicted model, not a curated record
UAAGCUAAAGCUAGUACUACGGACAAGGGAAAGUAUCAACGAAACGCAAGUGCCCAUUUCCGGCGAGAAAGAUCAAGGAAUUGCUCUCGAAGCAAACGAUUUUAUUGAGAGAAGAAUUGGAAAAUGGCAGCGAUAACGAGUGCAUUGAUAGCAGUGGCAGGACUCGUACUUGGAUGGAUAGCUAUAGAGAUCGCCUGCAAACCUUGUCUGGAAAAAGGCCGUCAAGCUAUUGAUCGAUCUCUUAAUCCCGAUUACGACCCCGACGACGAUACCGUUUCUUCUGACGUCCGCGCCCCUCUCAACCCUAACCCUGAUCCAGAUCUCCAAGAACACCAUCCCAAUCCCAACCCAAAUCCCAAGGCUGCUGAUGUCGAACCCUCUGCUGCUUCAAUUCCAAUAAAGGUCAUCUGAUCUUCAUUUCUGCCUGAAAGGAUAUUGGUUUUUUUCUUAAUUUUCACUAUUUUUAACCCUUUUUUUCCUCCUCUUGCUAAGAAAUGAAAUGAAAAUGUGGAUGAAGAUUAAAAAAAAAAAAAAAAAUCUCUUUCUGGGUGUUUGAUAGGUGUGGGAUGAUUAUGUUUUAGAUAGAAUUGGAUCAUGAGAUUGUGUAUGCUUGUAACUGAGAAAUUGUUUCCAAAUCUUGUAGAACUUUGAAGUCCUUCCAGUACUCUGGCUUCUUUAAAAUGGAUUCUUUUCCAUAUCAUAAUCUCAAAGAUAAGAAAUUGCUAAUUUCAUCCUUAA